CAAGUGUUGACUGUUGACUGAAGAGUUCUUACUGGACCAAAUGGUAGUCUUAUGAGUGCUACUUUGGAAUUAAUGAUUUGUUGAAAGUAUUAUUUCUCAUAAAAAUCUAGUCUUUCUAUCGUAUAUAUACCACAAAUAAAACAUGUCGGAAAGAAAAGUAUUGAAUAAAUACUAUCCUCCUGAUUUCGAUCCGUCGAAGAUUCCUCGCAUGAAAUUGGCCAAAAAUCGCCAAUAUACAGUCCGUCUUAUGGCCCCAUUCAACAUGCGAUGUGCCACUUGUGGGGAGUACAUAUAUAAAGGAAAAAAAUUCAACGCUCGUAAGGAGGAUGUUGAAAAUGAAGAUUACUUGGGUAUACGAAUAUAUAGGUUUUAUAUUAAGUGCACAAGGUGUCUUCAAGAGAUUUCAUUUAAAACUGACCCUAAGAAUACAGAUUAUGAAAUAGAAGCUGGUGCUACUAGAAAUUUCAUGGCUCUGAAAUUAGCGGAAGAGCAAGCUAAGCGAGAGGAAGAAGAACAGAAGGAGGAGGAAGCUAAUAAUCCUAUGAAACUUUUAGAAUACAGAACUGAGCAAUCGAGACAAGAAAUUGAGUUGUUGGAGAGCCUAGAAGAAUUAAAAGAGUUGAAUCGGCGACAGAGGACUGUUGAUUAUGAAGGAAUGUUGAAACAAUAUCAGCCAGAGACUACGGAACAGAGAAAAGCUAGAGAGGAACAGGAAGACAAUGAUUUUAUAAAAUCCGUCAAAUUCACCAACACAAAACCGAAACUAGUUGCAGAAGAAAUAAUCGAAGACGUGGAAGAACCGGCAGCAAAACAUAUAAAGAUGGAAGACCCGUUGCCAAAGCCUCAAGCAAAAACAGAAUCUUGGAACAGGAGUAUAGGAGUUAUUUCAAAGAAAAAUCCCUUAGCAAAUCUCGUGAGAAGUAAGAAGGCAGAUGCGAGAGAAGCAAAUGCCACGGCUUCGAGCAGUGAAAAGGCGCCACAGAGUAAACCUUCCGGUCUGUCCUUGUUGGCUGAUUACUCUGGGAGUGAUAGCGAUACAUAGUCACGUUUUACGAACAAUUAAUACAACACAAACAAUGUGUGUCUGUGUGUUCUUUUGAACACAUGGGGCUAAUCGGCUACUCGCUGCUCUGCUGAGGUGAAACGAUUGGUGUCUUUCAAGCCCAAGCUCGUCCUGUCUUGACAGCCGUGUAUUAAAGCAUUUGAUUUGUACAAUAAAUAAUUUAUUAAGUA
Molecule: messenger RNA, 1233 nt
Organism: Pieris rapae (cabbage white)
Lineage: Eukaryota; Metazoa; Arthropoda; Insecta; Lepidoptera; Pieridae
Product: splicing factor YJU2
Exons: 5
Coding region: 143-1042 (299 amino acids)
Biological process (GO): mRNA splicing, via spliceosome
Cellular component (GO): U2-type catalytic step 1 spliceosome
Source: RefSeq, a predicted model, not a curated record